UGGUUUAAGUGCAGUUAAGUCACAGGAACUGUUAACUUUUCCUAAGUAAACUCAAUGCUUCCUAGGAGAGAGAAGAGGAAAAAUAAGGGGAGAACACACAGAAAAGUGAGGACAACCUAUUCCCCAAAGGACAGGUUUUGUACGGCGAACCACCUUCUUCCAACUGCAGAUUUCCAGAAGGCUGAUUUCAAACAAAUCGGGAGGGAUGGAUAAAUUCCAACUCUCCAAGUGCUGUAGAACAUCCGGAAGCAAAUGCUGGCGGCCCUUGGGGAGUGACUGAAAAGUGUAGUAGUAGUAGGGCUCUCUUCGUCCCAUUCAUUGACACUUGAUAGUGUCUCCAGGCCACUCAUCUCCGUUCUAGCUGAGCACAAAUCACACUCACCAGUGAAGCUGGAGGGAGGCGGACACACACCCACACCCACACCCAUACCCUUGGCCCCAGGGCUGUAAAGCGCGAUCCACGGAAUCCGGGGGAGGCCGAAACCCGGUAGUCGAUGGAACCUCUCACUGCAAAAUCUCCCCGCUUUUUGAGGCUGGAGCCGAGAAGAACGCCACAGGACAACGCGGGGGAAGAGGGGGCACCUCCCUCUUACCUUGAUGGCUUUCUCCAUGUCGCUCUCCUCCGACAUACUCAGUGGGGCCCCCACAGCCGGGAGAGGCGGAGGCUGCUCAGCCGCCCUGUCCCCGCGCGGCCGAGGGAGCAAAGGGCUCGGCACUCGGGCCCCUGGGCCUCGUGGCGACGGGCAGCAGCCGCCCCUCGGGACCGGUGGGGAUGAGGACCCCGGCGCCGGCUCUGCUUCGGCGGGCGGCUCUAGGCUGGCGGCAGCAGCAGCGGCGGAGGCGGCGGCCCCUGGGGACAAGUCUUUGUGCUGGGCCCCGCGCGGCCGCCUCCUAGCCUCAUCCCCAGCUGGGGAGGCAGGCUCCCGGGGUAGGGCGAGGCGGGGAGGGCCUCGACCCGGGGCGCUGUGCAGGGGCCUCGCGGGGCCGCCGCUUAGACCUGGGCUCGCCAGGUCCUAAAGAGGAGCCUGCGCCUCCGCCUCCGCCGCCUGCACCGCCGCGAAGCCGAAGCCGAAGCAGAGCUCGGCGCCGCUGCUCCCGCCGCCGCCUCAGCGCCACACAUCGCCAGGACACCCGCGCCGGGCAGCCCCGCCGGCCGCCCUCACGCACGCGCUGUGCCCCGCGGGAGCUCCGAGUCGCCCCUCCUGCCGCCCAGCUUCGUCACUCCACGGCCCCACGCGCCCCUUGCUGCCUUCCGCUGGGGUUUCCGAGCUGCCCCCGAGCCGCGCACCCGACUUGCAGGCGCCCGCCUGGGCCUCCCUAAGACGCGCCGCAUACAGGACAGGCCACUGGGCCUUCCGCGGCGAUGGCGCUGUUCUAGUGACGUCAUAGGGCCGGACUCGCGUGAGUGCGCGUGCGUUGGGGCCUCAGCGUUUAUCUCCACUCUGCGGAGAUUCACACCUGGGAAAUGCUCUUCUGAGAGGACCGGUGGAAGUCAACCCAGGAGAGAGAAGAGAGGACUGAAGCACCGAAAGGGUCCUGCCGUAAGGGAGCAGGAUUGUGUAGAAUAUAUAAUAGCAGUAGCAGAUCUGUUUACGGAGCAUUAACCUUACGUGGAGUUAUUUCCUGCAUUUCCUCCUUUCAUCUUUACAAGGUAGCCAUUUGGCGUUGUGAGGUAUGGAUGUUCCCAUCCCUAAUUUGCAAAAUAGGUAACUGAGGCUCAAGAGAGCUAGACUAGUUUGUGCACAGCCAAGAAGUGGUCAAGCUAAAAUGGGACCCCAGGUUUGUGCUCCCUACUCUCCACCGAUAACCUAUCAAAGGGCUUUGCAAGAGCUUUUGACUAAUCGCCUCUCAAUGGUUGUUAUUCAUUUAUUAAUUGCACAUCAGUAUGUGCCAAAUCUACUAGACAUUGGAGAAACAGUAGGAACAACACAUGGUACCUGCACAUGGAUCUUUCAGGAAAAGGAAGUAGGUAAUAAACAGGAAAAAGCCCGAGUCUGAUGCUAAGAACAUAAACAGGAUGCUGAGAGAUUGGGUUUCUCCACAUUGCCCAGGCUGCUCUCCAACUCCUGAGCUCAAGUGAUCGACCUCCCUUGGCCUCCCAAAGUACUGGGAUUACAGGCGUGAGCCACCGUGCCUGGCUGAGAAGAUGGAUUUAAGACAUGUUUUGGAGGUCACAUUGUCAGGACUUCCUGAAGGAUUAGAUGUGGAAGGGAAGGAUAAGAAACAGACCAAGGAUAACUUUCAAAUGUAUGCCUAAGCAACUGGAUGGAUAAUGAUGCCACUGAGUGAGUGAAAAACUUGAUGGAAGUGGAAGAUCCAGUUCGUUUCUAUAUAGGUUAAUUUAAGACAUACCAGAGCAUAAGUCAAGUAAGUAAUUGAAUAUUGGAGUGGAGACUUAGUUGUCUACCGAAUUAUUGUUUUCUUUGUUGGACAUACACCUACACUGCAUUCCUCAAAGUAAAAUAAGUGUGGCUCUGUGCCUAUGCUCUCCCCAGCGGAAAGUAAGCAGAAGAGGUGUGCAGUUUCCAGCCCUGGCCCAUACAGACCUCCAACAGGUGCUCCCCCGUGCUCUUACUCCUUCUGCCAACUGGAAGCAGAUGGUGACCAGGCUCUGGAGAAGGCAAGGCCUGAAGAUGGGAGAUUCCUGAGUGGAGGAGAACUGCCUUACUGACCUAAAUAUCCACUUAAUAUUGUUAUGUGAGAAUAAAUAAACUUGUGUUGACCUUUUA
Molecule: messenger RNA, 2729 nt
Organism: Nomascus leucogenys (northern white-cheeked gibbon)
Lineage: Eukaryota; Metazoa; Chordata; Mammalia; Primates; Hylobatidae
Exons: 2
Coding region: 598-1017 (139 amino acids)
Source: RefSeq, a predicted model, not a curated record